ACUGCACUCAAUUCAUUGCACUACAUUAGAUGGCCACUCGGAGCGCACCGUCCUGACUAUUAUCACUUUCUUUCUCUCGUUACCGAAAUUAUUUGUCCUUAAUAAAUUAAAUCAUCAAGUGCUUAAAUUAAAUAACAAAUUAUUGUCUCAAUUAUAAACUCAUCUUAACAAAUAUCUACUAACGCUUCGACUAAUAUUUAUUUUUAAUUUAUAAGUUUACAAAUAUUACGAGUUGUUGUGAUCACUGAAAAAUAAACGCAGGUGUGUUGAUCUCAUUUUUACUUAUUUAUUUGGACCAAAAACUGUUUUAUCCUGUGAUCCUGAUGGAAACCUGAGUUUAACCAAAAAAAGGACCAUGGACAUUCAGUAUAUUUGUUUUGCUAAUUUAAUUAAUUAUUUAUUGUCGUUACUAUUUUUUAUUCAAUAAAAUUAUUUAAAUAAUUUUGUCACGAGUGAUUACGUACAAGUGAAAAAUUUCGAAUUUCCAUAGACCUAAUAUGAGAACGGAUUUAUUAUAUUUGAUAUAAGUUAUUUAUUGUUAUUAUUUUUUUUUAUUCGUAAUGUAAUAAAGAAAAGUGCGCGUGAGUGUGUGACCUCGUGGGAUUUCCACGCGCACCGGUGUCAAGUGAAUACUGACCUUCAAGGUCAACUGGUUAUAAUUGUUUUAAUUUAUAUAAAUAAGGAUAAUUAAAUAGAGUCGUGUGUGAUUAUAUCAUAAAUUAAACUUAUCUGAUUACAUUGUAGGAAAUUUUUUUUUCCUCUGUAAGAUCAGUUUAGUUCCGCAUUUAAUUAUUGUUGCAACAAAAGGGAUACGAGUGAUGUGUGAGUGCAUUGAAGUUGAUAAUAGGCUUGGGAAUAAAUAUAAGAAAUAAGGAAAAUAAUGAAAGUGAGGAGACAUAACUUCCGCCGAUAGGAGGAAGUUAUGGUGUCUUACCGGGUGCGAUGUCUGUGGCUGCACCCGUGGCAUCGUGGCACCGAGCCCACCUUUACAAGGCGCUCGCUUGCGUUGUUAUCGCACUUAUCGCACUACAAUAUCUACUCAGUGGUGCUAUAGAUGGGCACUCUAUUGAAACUAUGUUUACUAUUAAUGCUUCAAGAUAUACCGAGCGCUCAUUUAGAGGACAUCCACGGGGUUUGAUUAUUUAUGGUAUCACUACAGGAGUACCAACUUAUUCAGUUGAGACGAACACAAACUUCACUAAAGAAACAAUGCAGACUGCUGUGGCACCUGAGGAUGUCAGCAAUGUCUCAAGAACGGAAACUAGUCCAACAAGAAAUACAACUUAUAAUGGACCCAACGUCACUGACUCAUCAGUUAUAAAACAAUGUCCUCUUAUUCCACCGAAUCUUGCCGGUCCCCUAGUUGUUAACAAGAAUCCUCCAGAACUGUCAGUUAUCGAAAUGAAAUUGACAGACGUAAAACCAGGAGGCAAAGGUUCACCAGAAAAUUGUAAGCCUCGAUACAAAGUUGCCAUAAUAAUUCCAUAUCGAGACAGACCUCAGCAUCUUCAAACGCUCUUAUAUAAUCUUCAUCCCAUGCUGCUUAAACAGCAAAUCGACUAUCAAAUAUUCAUCGUUGAGCAAGAAGGUAACGGACCAUUCAACCGCGCCAUGCUGAUGAAUGUAGGAUACGUUGAAGCACUAAAAGAAAAAACGUUUGAUUGUUUUAUCUUCCAUGAUGUUGAUUUACUACCAGAAGACGAUAGAAAUCUUUAUACUUGUCCAGAACAACCACGACAUAUGUCAGUUGCAGUCGAUAAAUUUAAAUAUAGAUUACCAUAUGCGGAUUUAUUUGGUGGAGUAUCAGCAAUGUCACGGGGUCAAUUCCGGCUGGUAAAUGGUUUCAGUAAUAUGUUUUGGGGAUGGGGUGGCGAAGAUGACGAUAUGGCGAAUCGUAUAAAGGCCAAAGGGCUUCAUAUAUCACGUUAUCCACCUAAUAUUGCGCGCUACAAGAUGCUGUCACAUAGGAAAGAAAAAGCCAAUCCACGAAGGUACGAAUAUUUGAAGACAGGUAAAAAAAGAUUUGCAACAGAUGGACUGACGAAUUUAAAAUACAACUUAAUUGAUAAGAAAAAAUAUAAACUUUAUACUUGGCUACUUGUUAAAUUAACGCCCCCUCAGCCCAGCUGAUGGCUACCCUGGUUUGGUUGAAGUUUUAUUUAGCCAACAGAUAAAACUUCAAAUCCAAAUAAAGUGAACAAACUUAAAGUAAAAACAAGAACAACAAAUAGUAACAAAAAAAAAAAAUAAAAAAAAUACAAGGAAAUAAAUAAUUAAAGACAAAAGACUUGAUUUAAAGUUAUAUAUUAAUGAAUUUAAAAAUUUAUGAAUGAAAGUGAAUGAAGUGUUAUUAAGACGCGUUAUAAUCUGAGAUCCCAUAUUUUUUUAUUGCUCCCUUUAAAAGUUAUCACGUUAACUAGUAUAACGACUUAGGAAAUGUAAAAAAAGGUAUAAAAUGAAAUGAUAAUUUUUAAACGUGCCAAAUAAAAAAUAAUAAUUAAACAGUGUCUUAAUAUUUGGAAGAAAUAAAAAUAGAAAACUGUGGUAAUUUAAUUAUUGUAUUGAUAAUAAAAUUAGCGCGUAUUACUUUGUUAAAUAUUUUUAUUUUUUAUUAUCCGUGUAUAGUGAUAGUAUUAUUAAGUGAUAUAUAUUUAGAUAUAAAUAUAUUUUUUAUUGAUUAUUAUUAUUAUUAUGUAAUAUUUAUUAUCACUCAUGUUAAGAUUUAAAUUUUUACAAGUUUUUUUUUAUAUUUAUUUUUUUUGUUCAAUUGCUUUAUUUAAUUGAAGAAUAAAAUAAAACACUGGACAAUUUAAUUGAAUAAUAAAAGACUUGGUGCGUGUUUAUUCCAGAGGAAUAUUGAACUGUUGAGUAAAUUAAUAAUUCUAUUAUUUAGUCACUCUAUUGUACUCUACGAUAAGCUUUUCAUAAAUUUUAUCAAAAUUACUCGCGAUGUCGGAAGAACUUUUUCAAAUUUUUGUACUGUAGUCUAGAAGCCGCAAAGAUUGAAAGAAUAUUUAAUUUUAAAAGAGCAGCUAAAAAAUUAAUUUUUAGUCCAAAAACAGGGCCCUCGUAUAAAAAAGUAUUAGUUUGCAUUGUAAUAAUUGGGACUACUUCUUGUAUUAAAGUACAGUCGAACUCCGUUAACUCGGACAUAGUCUACGGUGGAGCGGAAAUUUCUUGGAAAUUCCGACUUAUCGAAUGCCAUUUCUUCCUUAAAAAGUAAACUAGACGCACGCGCACUUUUAUCACAUGUAUGAUGAAUAUAUAAAUACACACACAUACAAAUGUAUAGCAUCGGGUAGGAGAGCGUAGCUCAUAAUGGGGGUCAAGAUUGAGGGGAAGUUCCGGGAUAACGGAAUCCGAGUUAAUACUUUUAGUUGCAUGAAACUUGAAAAUGUCAGUUACUUAUUAUAUAUCGACUGUUCUUAAUUUAAAAAUUUAUAGUUGAUAGAAGAAAUUUUGUAAAUUGCCAUUUAUUGAUACGGCUCAAAAAUAAAGUAAUUUUUACAGUUUCAAAGUAGAGGGAAUUUGAUGAUAUUUGAAACUGUAAUAAAUCUUGGAUGUAAAUUUAAUUAUUCCACUAUUCUUUUUCCGAGUACAGUAAAUUAUAAUAGAAAUAGUAAAUGAUGACUCAUAAAUUUUGAAUUAUUUAGUAGAAAAAAUAAAAACUUGAUAAUUAUAAUUGGUAAAAAUAUUUUUUACUAAAACUGAUCGAUAACAUUUAUAUUUAAGAACAAAUGUCCGUCUGAAGAUGAGAGACAUCGGAUCAAAAUAUUAAAAAAUAAAUUCAAAAAAAACCGCGAGGCUAAUUAUUAUUUAAUUUAGCUAGUAAAUGUAUUAGACAGCAUACUGUCUAUGGAAAGUUUUUUUCUACUGUUAAACUGUGGGGUUUUUGUUACAAAUCGCCAGCUUACGGUUAAAUUUGAUAGCAACCCUACAAGAACCCGUAAAUUUGUCGCGCGACUUUGAUUAAUUGUAUCUUUUAAACUACAAGGCAAUAAAAUUAUUAUUUUUUUUCGAGAUCCAUAAAACUGACAUCUUUUAAAUAAAUACAAAAAAAGAGUCGACUGUGGUGACUUGGCUUCUAGACUACUUUAAACUUGUUUAGUAAAGGCUGGAUUAAAAUAAACAAUAAUACUCAAACAAAAAUUAAUUAUAAAUUUUUAAAGUCUACUCUACAAUAAAGUUGAUUAAAUAUUGAUUAAUCUAUUGCUAUUAUUUUUAUCUCCAAUAGAAUUAUCUCGAACAUUAAAAAAUCGAGUUAUUUCCAGAACUCAAUACUGGUGUGCAGCACACCCGAGUUAUAAAAAAAAUCAAUUUAAAUAAUUUUCCUAAUUAAUAGCUCAUAUUUAACUCAAAAAACCCGAAAGUAAUAGUUAAUGCUCUAAGAAUUUUAAUAUUCAGUUCAAAUAAAAAAUCUGAGUAUUUAAAAUUGAGAUGAUACUGUAAUAAAAUACUGGUGUGCAAAAGUUAAAGAGUGAGAUAUUCUGCGCAUGCAGUCAGAGUGUAAAUUUAAUUAAAUAAUAACUGAUGAUUAUUUAAAUGUUGAACAGUUUUAAAAAAUAAAUAAUGGAAUUAUUAAUUUGCUAGUGUAUUUAACUAAUUAAUAAUUAAGAUUAAAUAAAUAUUAAUUAUUAAAGUAGCAGGAUCUGAUUUCCAUAAUGUAAAUUUCUAGAGAGUAAUGCUUAUUUUUUUACAAUCAAGUAUUUGUUUAUAAAAAAAAAAUGAUAAUGAUAAAUAAAUAUUAAAGUUCAUUGAAUAAUUAAUUCCAAUACAAGGCCCGAUGAUCUCUAGUGUGUUAUCUGAACUAAAUAUACUUAAAAAAAAAUAAUAAAUAUAUACCACUAGCUAUCUUCUGAUCAUUGUCUAGUUGACGUAAUAAAAUAAAACGCUCAAUAAGCGAAUUGAAACUUAAUAAUUAAUACUAAUGAUAAACAUUUUUUUUUUGCUCUGUAUAAAAUGAAUCAUUCGAAUCAUAUCAUAUGUAUGAUAAUCAUUACCAUUUAUAAACAUAUAUUAUUAUUAUUAAAUAAUAUAAUUAAUAAAUUGCAUGAUACUUAAAUAAAAAAAAAAUUAAAAUAAAAUUUUAAUUAGAAAAAAAAAUUAAUAAUGAACAAAAUGUCAACUAGUAAGUCGAGGGCUGUGAAAAUGAUUAAAAUUAACGACUAAAUCGUGAUUAAGUCAACAAAAAAAAAUCGAAAAUGAGAUGAUUGGAUAAAAAAUAUAAUCCUGAAGUUAGCCGACAAUUAACAAUUUUCGGAUUUUUUGUUUACUAAUCAAUUAAAAAAAAAAAAAAAAAAAAAAAAAUAUGCACAUGUAGAAAAUUUUAAAAACUACGGGUGCAAUUUUUCAGAAUAUUUUUUUUUUCAUAAUUUAUUGUCUUUAAAAAAAUCCAAAAAUUAUCAGACGUCAGCUAACUUCAGUAUCAUGUAAAAAUUUGAAGAACUUUUUGAAUCUAAAAGCUGAUGAUAAAAAAAUCAGCUUUGAAUUUUUUUGAAAAUUAAUUAUAGGAAAAGAAAUUUCCAAUUGAAUAAAUAAAUUAGUUGUAAAAUAAUUGUUUGUUGAAAUUAUUAUGAAUAAAUAUGAAUGCAGGUGUUCAUUCAUUGAGUGUGAUUAUUAUAUUGUAAUUAUUAUCCAUAAACAAUUGAUGUUUUUUUUAAGUCUCUUGUAAUAUAUUUACUUAUAGUAUAAUUUUGAUAGUAGACAAGAUUUAAAUGAAAUGAUUUUAAUGUGAAUUUUGUUACACGAGAAUAUUGAAAAAAAAAUAUUUGUUUCUUAAUUAAUUAAUUAAUUAACAGGUAAUUAUUUUUUAAAAUUAAAUGUAAAAUUUUUUUUCUAUUGUGCUUUCAAUAAAAAAAAAUUUAGAACCGAUAUUAAAUUAUCUAAAUUAAAUUUUGCUUUAAAUAAAUUAAGAAAAAUGAUCUUUUAAUUUUAGCGCUCAAUUUGAAUGGGUAGUUAAUUAAAUUUCUUUUUUUUUCGUAUUUAAAAUUUAUUGGGAGCCGAUUGAUGAAUAAAAAUUUCGAGGAUUAAAAAAAGGAUAAAAAAUUUGAUAAUUAUAUACGUUGCGGUCCAUGAUAUUUAUGUAAUUUAACAGCAAAUAAAUAAUUAGUUGCCAAUUAUACUUUGAAAUAUUUGAAAAUUUGAAAUUGAAAAAAAAAAGUUAUCGUCUUCCAGAAAAUAAAAAAUAAUUUUUUUCUCGGGUAACAAGAUCACGAUAAAAUGAAAACUAUCCAUCAGUUAAGAUAGAUAGUGAUUAAAGUAAAAAAAAUACCAUAAGGCACUAGAUAUUUGCUAAGCAUUUAUAAAAUAAAUAUACAACUAUUCAAAAAUAAGUGAAUAAAUAAAACGGUAAUAAUUUAUGAUCCUGAAGUUAAUGGUACUGAAGUUAGCCGACAUCUAAUAAUUUUUGAAUUUUAAAAAUGAUAAAUUAUAAAAAAAAUAAACAUUUAAAAAAUUGCACCUGUAGCUUUUUUAAUUUUCUACAUGUGCAUUUUUUUUUUUUGCAAUUGAUUUGCUGAAAAAAAAAAUUCAAAAAUUAUGAGUUAUCUGAUAAUUCAGGAUCAUUGAAGUUAGCAGACGAUUAAAGAAUUUUCGAAUUUUUUUUUAAUAAAUAAAUUACAAAAAAAAAAAAAUAUGCACAUGUAAGAAAUUUAAAAAACUACAGGUGCAAUUUUUUCAAAUAUUUUUUUUUUAAUUCAUCGUUUUGAAAAAAGUCCAAAAAUUAUUAGACGUCGGCUGACUUCAGUAUCAUAAUAAUUUCUAGUUUGAGUUGGUCAGCUAUUGAAAAAAAUAAAAUAACUGUAGGAAUAACGAAUCUUUGUUCACUUGUACAGCUUUCAAAAAUUAUGAACGAACAUGAGUGUGAUAAAAAAAAAACAAAUGAGUACGAGAAAAAUUCCAGUCGACAAAAUGUGUAAUAAAAAAAUAAAAAAAUGGUUGAAAAAAAUAAAUAAA
This is a messenger RNA of Microplitis mediator, 6954 nucleotides long. RefSeq names its product beta-1,4-N-acetylgalactosaminyltransferase bre-4-like. The record is from RefSeq and is a predicted model, not a curated record. The coding region runs from base 943 to 2130 and encodes 395 amino acids. NCBI's taxonomy places the organism in Eukaryota, Metazoa, Arthropoda, Insecta, Hymenoptera, Braconidae. Gene Ontology annotation, biological process: glycosphingolipid biosynthetic process; carbohydrate metabolic process. The transcript is spliced from 7 exons. Gene Ontology annotation, molecular function: N-acetyl-beta-glucosaminyl-derivative 4-beta-N-acetylgalactosaminyltransferase activity.